Molecule: messenger RNA, 1994 nt
Organism: Chondrus crispus (carragheen)
Lineage: Eukaryota; Rhodophyta; Florideophyceae; Gigartinales; Gigartinaceae
Product: F-box and leucine rich repeat containing protein
Exons: 2
Coding region: 1-1494 (497 amino acids)
Molecular function (GO): protein binding
Source: RefSeq, a predicted model, not a curated record
AUGCCAGGCGGAGACCAAAGCAAGCAAUCCCCUGCGUCCGACACUCACGCGCCUUCUACGAAGCGUUCUACGCCAUCUGAUGUCGCCAACGUGAAGAUCUUUGACCUUCCCCCCAAGUUGAUUCGUCUUAUAUUCGCGAAACUCGACUCAAUCGCGGAGGUUUGCAAGCUCAUGGAAGUAUGCAAAAAAUUUGCCGAUGUCGCUAAGAGCCCUGAGUUGUGGAAAUGUGUAAAAGCUGAGGAUCCCAUAACGCAGCGAGCCAGGGAUCAAAGCUCGUCACGAUUGUACCGCUUUGUUACGUAUGAGUCGCGCAAGGACAGGAAUGAAGAAAUAGGAGCAAAAGACGCCUCAGAGGCUCUCAAACGCAGAAGAUGCGGGCUGGCACUGGCUGUAGAUGUUAUAACAUCAAGAGCAGGAGAUCAGCUUGAGUCGCUUGACCUGGUCGAUUGCUAUCCAAACUUUCCACGCUAUGAUCAUCAAAUGACAGAUGAUGACCUUGACGUUAUAUCGGAUCGCUGCUCCAAGGCACUCCAUACAGUUCGUUUGAGCCCAUCGUCUUUCUUAUCCGGCUCCAAAAUUCUGAGCUUUGCCAAGGCGUGCUUGAACAUACGCGUAUUGCACAUGAUAAGCUGCCCAAGCCUAACUGAUAUUCUUCUUGGUGAAAUAGCACUUGCAUGCCCUCGAUUGGAAGAUAUAUCCGUGAGCAGGUGUAAGUCGUUCCAUGGUGAAGGUCUCCACGCGAGACUUAUUCCCGUUCACGACACAUUGCGGUGUCUAGAUAUAUCUGAGACUGGCACCGUAUUGCUCAACCUUCCAGGUUUUAUGCGUAGCUACGCAGUUCUGGAAGAGUUAAAUGCGUCCUCUUGCACCGACCAACUGCGGAUAGAAGGGCCCCAGCUGGAAGAUGACGACUUCAGGUUCAGAACUCUUGUGAGACUAGACCUUUGUGAAGUAGAUGUGGACGCGAAACUAUUAGAUCGCGUCGUUAGUGAAAGCACUCAUCUCCGGGAGCUACAUUUAAGUCCAGUUGUGCGUUUUAGAGAUAUGAUCGAUACUGCGUUCUUGUUCAAGUUGCCAUGGCCACCGCUGAAGUUGCUGUCGCUCGAAUCUUGUGAUUUGCACGAUGAAGUGUGGCAAACGUUGUUCAAUACGUUAUCUCCAAGCCUGACGUAUUUGGAUGUCGCGGAGAACAGAUCGUUGACUUGCUCCUUGGACGUUAAAGACGGACAAGGUUUUCCGUUGUUGAGGGAACUAGAUAUCAGGCGGACGAGUACCACAGAGGAGACGUUGGAGAUGCUGUUGUCGAUUUCUCCCGCGCUAGAGUCUCUGAACUCUGUGGGCUGUAUGCAUAUUUCUCGAGGAGUGCGCAAGGACCCGUUUCGCUUGAGAGUGGUGGACGAGUCAUCAAAUGCGGGGCCCGCCGCAUCGCAAUCGUCCUCACCAUUGGAUGCUGCACCUCACAUGACACACACGACCACAAGAAAUGGAAAAUGAGCAAGCUUAGAUUUCGAGGUGAGUUGUUGUCGCGUAGCUUCGAAAUGUAAAUAGGGGGUGGUUGCUCUAAAGUAUCCGUGCAAGGGUACGGUCUAUUUAUGCAGUACGAACUUGGAAUGCCGUAGAUAUGUGAGAAUCCUUUGAAAGCGCCAGUAUGUAAUUGGCUUUGCAAUGUGCGUCUUUGGCAAUCGCAGUUCAAGAUGUCAGAACUGCAGCAUAGUCUGCACGAAUAUGCCGCAGAACGCCCACCUCCUUACCUCAGAAGAUAAGCUGUAACACCCUCUCGGGGCGCACUGUCUCCACGAGACGACAAUCUAGGAAAGAACAAACUUGAAAAUGCCACUGGACUGUGUGUGUGCCUACGGCCUUGGCGGGAUACAGGCGUGCCUUUCAGCAAAGAACUGUUUCUACUGUAUGGGUCGGAGAGAUUCUUCUGCUCGCUGGGAAGACUUGUCAGUGCCAAUAUUUAAUCUGUGUAAAAAUAUACAGAGAGUGUUUCU